AUGGCAUCGCUCGGAAAGAUGCUGGAUCAUAUGCGUGACGUCAUCGUUCCGAAAUUACGCACGGACACCGCGCACAAGGGGUCGCACGGGGGGAAGAUUGCGAUCGUUGGUGGGAGCUCCGUGUACACGGGCGCGCCUUUUUUUGCCGCGUACGGCGCCGCGAGAGCGGGCGCGGACCUGGUGCACGUGUUCACGGAAGCGUCGUGUGCGAACGCGAUUAAGAGUCGAAGCGGAGAUCUGUGCACGCACGCGGUGUGGGAUGAGACGGAGAUGCGCGGCGAAUCAGCGCCUCGGGCGCGCGCGCGCGCGGAGGACGACGCGAAGCGGCGAGUGCGGGAUUUUCGCGUCGAUGCGGUCGUCGUGGGACCGGGAUUGGGACAGUUGGAUCCCGUGAGAACGUCGGUGGGGAUGUUUGGGGACGUCACGACGGUUUUCGACGCGGAUGCGUUUCGUACGCUAACGGAUGAGGCCGCUCGGGAGCUGAACCUGGCGCGCGGGGACAUCGCGACGCCGAAUAAGAUGGAGUUAUGGCGGAUGCUGCGGAACGAUUCGAUGGAAAGUCCGUUCGGUUCAGUGAAGGAGAUAGAUCUUGAGAACGUCGAGCACAGAGAGAUCAUAGCGCGCGAGCUCGCUUCUCGAUUCCGAACGCUCAGCGUGCUCGUCAAGGGAGAGACGGAUUAUUUAUUCAUCCCCUUCAUCCCGAACGGAAUCGCCACGCGCGCGCUCACACGGCCAGAAUUCCUCGAAUUCGGUGAUGAUAGCGUCGCGGUUGAGUACGACAUUUUCGUGGACGACGAACAGUCGGAGUGGGACGCGGUUUGCGUCCGACUUCCGUUUCGAGGCGCUCCGAAACGAUGCGGCGGUCAGGGCGAUAUCCUCUCCGGUGUCCUCGCCGUCUUCCUCAUGUGGGCCCGACGAACAGAAGAAUCGAACCUUACCGAUGGAUCCGCAGACUACAUUGCGUCCAAGUACGCUGACUACAUAGCGGCUGUCGCGGCGGCGUGUUAUCUCGUCAAAGCAUCCGCUCGAGCCGCCUACGCCGAACUCGGUCGAUCGAUGCAAGCCGAGGACGUCCUCGCGCGCGUCGCCAGCCAAUUCUCCAGUCGUCUCGAACCCGACCAACCGCUCGAGCGCAUCGAGUAUUAG
Messenger RNA from Ostreococcus tauri, 1146 nucleotides. RefSeq names its product YjeF C-terminal domain, carbohydrate kinase-related. Lineage: Eukaryota; Viridiplantae; Chlorophyta; Mamiellophyceae; Mamiellales; Bathycoccaceae. The coding region runs from base 1 to 1146 and encodes 381 amino acids. Gene Ontology annotation, biological process: metabolite repair. The record is from RefSeq and is a predicted model, not a curated record. The transcript has a single exon. Gene Ontology annotation, molecular function: ATP-dependent NAD(P)H-hydrate dehydratase activity.